UGUUGUGCUGCAGCUCCCUGACUCUUCCCUGCAGAUGCAAUGGCAGUGAAAGAUUCCCCUCCCCCAGCUACUCAGCAGGGGAGCUGAGCGUUCUGACGUUUUGCCACGUCAACCCGGUGCUGGUGGGAUCUUGCUGUGUGCAGUUUGGCCACCAACUCACCCGCGUCCUGUUGCCAGGCAUGUCCUUGGCCGGAUGACGCCUCGGGGACCUGUCAGAGGGGAGUGUGCUGUUUCUGUACCAGAGGCAAGGAUUGUUAUCCAAGGUCAUUCAAGGACCCAAUCAUUCCGAUAUCCCAGUUGUCCAGCUGAGAACUCUGUCGGGAAUGUGAGUCAGUUCUGGAAGUUCGGAAAGGAAUGGAAAACGCUCGGUUUUGGAGGAAGUCUCUGUUGGAUAUCUUCAGUAAAGAGGAGAGCAUACUGUCUGUGGCCCGGACCACAGAUAACGUGGAGAACCAGGGGGAGCAACUCCGAUCCAGCAUCAGGGGUAGAAGUGGGAAGAGAUGUUCUGCGGUGCGAGGACAUUUUCCGAAACUGGCAGACUGUGCUCACUUCCACUACGAAUCCGUCGACUUCAGGACAGUGCAGCUGUCCCUUGCUGCACAACCGCCUGACACAGAGAGAAAUGAACUGGCCAUUAAAGACUUGCGAUUCCUCGUGAAGGUUGUCUGCCAGGGGAAGGAAUGGCUGGUCCGCAGGAGCUGGGAAGAUUUCCGGAUGUUAGACUCACACCUCCAUCAGUGCAUCUACGAUCGGCGGUUCUCGCAGCUGCCCGAACUGCCACCUCUCCAGGCCCAGAGUGACGACAUAGAGGACAUUACCUCAGAGUUGGUGGAUUACUUGGCCAGACUGAGUAACAUCGCUGACAACAAGAUCAACUGUGGGCCCGUCCUCACAUGGAUGGAGAUUGACAACAAAGGCAAUCGGCUGCUGGUGAAUGACGAGGCUUUCAUUAACGUUCCCGCCAUUGCUGCAGCUCAGGUUAUCAAACGGUACACUGCCCAGGCCAACGACGAGAUCUCCUUCGAGGUUGGAGAUAUUGUGUCUGUCAUCGACAUGCCCUCAAAGCAAGAAAGCACGUGGUGGAGAGGGAAAAGGAGUUUCCAGGUUGGAUAUUUUCCCAGUGAAUGUGUUCAGUUGAUCACUGAGCGAGCCCCUGCUUCAAACACCACUGCCACAGUGAAAACUGAUUCCGAGGCAGCUGGUGUCAGUCCAGGAACUCGGGGCCUGAGUGUCCCCACAGGUCAGGAACAGACCCUGGGACCAGGUUUGAAGAAGCAAGGGACCCUGAUGGGAUACCUCCUGGCCUUCAUGAAGUCUCGUCCUAGCCGACUGCGACUGAAACAGAGAGGGAUCCUCCGGGAGCGAGUCUUUGGGUGCGACCUGGGCGAACACCUCCUGAACUCUGGGUUGGACGUCCCCCAGGUGUUGAAAAGCUGUGCUGAGUUCAUCGAGCGCCAUGGGAUAGUGGACGGCAUCUACCGACUCUCUGGAGUCUCCUCGAACAUCCAGAAACUGCGCCACGAGUUUGAUUGCGGCCAUGUUCCGGACCUCACCAAGGACCCGUACCUACAGGACAUCCACUGCGUUGGCUCUCUGUGCAAACUUUACUUCCGCGAGCUUCCCAAUCCCCUGCUCACCUACCAGCUGUAUGACCAUUUCGCCGAGGCCGUGACAGUAGAGAGUGAGGAACAGCGACUCCUAAGGGUCCACGAUGUGAUUCAACAGCUGCCUCCCCCUAACUACAGGACGCUGCGCUUCCUGCUGAGGCACCUGUCGACGCUGGCCAAGCACUGCGCCUCCACCGGCAUGCACGGAAAGAACCUCGCCAUCGUCUGGGCCCCCAACCUGCUGCGCUCCCAGGGUAUUGAGGCAGUGGGAUUCACGGGGGCCGAUGCCUUCCGGGAGGUGCGGAUCCAGUCAAUCGUGGUUGAGUUCCUCCUCAGCCAUGUGGAUGUCCUCUUCAGUGAUGCUUUUACCUCCGCUGGCAAGGAAGUCCCAGCCUCAGUGAAUGGAGCACCCUCGUUUGCCCGCAAAGUUUCCUGCACCCCCAUGGAACGCCAGCGUCUCCUCACCCUGGAAGAGGCAAUGCUCAAGGCUCAGCAUGAUCGGAAUCCCAACUCGAACAGUCAAGUUAGCACGGAGGAGGAAGAGACAGAGGAGGUUUAAAAUUCCUUGGUGUGCAUCGGGAAGAAACAGAUGUUGACAUUUCGUGGGAGUUUACACCCUGUUGGCCCAGGGUCUGACUUAUAAAUGACAUUACUCCUUGGAGAAGGUUAAGGAAGAAACCUAGGUUGCCAGACCCCGGGCCGGACUGCAAACCUGCAAUUCCCUUUUGAAGAACUUCCAAUAAAUUAUCUUACUUUCUCAUUCAUAUUUUGCUCUCUUGGGAGUUGCUGCUCUGAUGCCAUCAUAUUGAUCAAGUGAUUGCCGAAGGUGAUUGGUGAGGCUAGAGCAGUGGACGUUGUCCAUGUGGGCUUCUGACUCAGCCACUCAUGAAGGACGCUUCUCAGACACCUUCCAGAAUCAGAAUGGGAAAUUUGUACAUAAAACAAAGGCAUAAAAAUGCCAUAAAUAACAAAGAUAAAUAAA
This is a messenger RNA of Mobula hypostoma (lesser devil ray), 2589 nucleotides long. RefSeq names its product Rho GTPase activating protein 33 (gene arhgap33). The transcript is spliced from 19 exons. The record is from RefSeq and is a predicted model, not a curated record. Gene Ontology annotation, biological process: small GTPase-mediated signal transduction. The coding region runs from base 355 to 2166 and encodes 603 amino acids. NCBI's taxonomy places the organism in Eukaryota, Metazoa, Chordata, Chondrichthyes, Myliobatiformes, Myliobatidae. Gene Ontology annotation, molecular function: GTPase activator activity; protein binding; phosphatidylinositol binding.